AUGGCCUGUGUAACUUUGAAGCGGUCACUAGAUCUGGAACCGUUGUAUUCCCCAACAGGCAACAGUGCAAAAAGGCGAAGAUGUGCACCGCUUACUCCUCUUUUUGCUCGAAACGAUCAGUCUAACUCUGAUCAGCAGAUGUCCAGAAAAAUGCACUCGCAUGGAUCCAAGCACAUUGAAGCAAGACGUGUUUUUGGAGAUUCUGGUGCCCAGUCACCACAAUCGAACUCUAUUGGUGCUUUUUCUCCGAUGCCAAUGCCUUCAAAUGACGAUCUUUACAACAGAAUUAAGCAGGAAUGGAAACGUUUGAAACGGCGAAAGCAAUUGAAGUACGGUAAGCAUUCGGGAAAACAUUUCUCGAAAAAUGGAAGUGGUUCGUCGUCGGGAAGCGACAACGACGAAUAUGCUUCCACGUCAUCGUCCAGAAUGGCCAACAGGACUCAAAACAGCAGUAGUGAAAGAUCCGCAAACCCAGGUGCUUUGUUCACACUGGAACAGGUUGUGACCAUCUGCAACAAGCUGCUGGUCGAUCGCGACAAUACUGUGCGAGAGGAGUACGAUCGGGCGCUGACGGAAAAACUUGCAGAGCAAUACGACGCAUUCGUGAAAUUCACUCACGACCAAAUUCAAAGUCGCCUGUCCCACAGCGCAUCAUACGUCUCCUAAAUGACUGAAUGACACUUAGCCAAGUAGAUUAAAAUUGCAUCAUGGUCAAAAUCGGAAAAGGAGUUUUCGGCGCCGAAUCAUUUCAACGUACGAAAUCAAGAAGGCAGCAGAAAUAAAACUGUUUUUUAAAUUGUUGUUUGGAAAUAUCUUUAUAUUGUGAUGUGCUAUCAAAAUAGCGAAUAUCCUAAAUCGUCGAGUUACUAGUAUCGUUAAGUCGUUAAUUGGCUAUGUAUUUGUUAUCCUUAACAAUGUAUUAUGGCACCUAACAACUAAAUCAAAUUUAUGUAAGACAUAGUAAAAAAUCCUCUGUGCGAAGUGCAUAUUGAAAUCUGGUAACUGUUUCAGUCGGUCAUGAAUUUUGUCUCUUCUUAACUUAUUUAUUGCUUUAAAAAACAUUAUCAGUGGUGAAGACAAAAUCAUGGGCUAACAAAAACCACGUUUGUCGUUCAACUACGCUAUCAAUUACUGCAAACUGGGAGAUAAUUAUGAGUAAUGGAGAGUUUUCAAUUAAUUGUACCAUGCAUGAUGGAUGUUCUGUUCAUGAUUAAUAGUGGGUUUCUCUUUAAGUGCUCAAUCAUUUGAAUGAUAGUUAAUGCUGAGAAGUUGACAAAAUCGGUAAAUUAAAACGAUCAGACAAAGGUUUUGUAAUUUGUUUUGGUAACGAUUUCCACGAGCAGCGGAUUUAACUGGCAAAAUGAAAAAUUUAAGAUCAUUGGCUUGUGUCCGGAUCUGAUGAUCGAAACCGAUGUUUUUUUCAACUGAGCAUUCUCUAAAAUUUCAACUUUCACAUAGCUACCAUCAUGAUUGGUUUGCUGUGAAUUCAAUUGGUUGUAUUGUAACCAAGUAUUUUACAGUUUUUGCGGCAGUAUUUCAUUAUGAAGAAACUAUGAUAUUAUUUUUGAAACUUGUGUCAACUUUUGUUUACUAAAUACGGUGAAAUAGUUGGUUUGUUGAAAAGCUACUCUUUUUUACUCAUAAU
Messenger RNA from Symsagittifera roscoffensis, 1645 nucleotides. Its product is annotated as akirin-2-like. Lineage: Eukaryota; Metazoa; Xenacoelomorpha; Acoela; Convolutidae. Gene Ontology annotation, cellular component: chromatin; nucleus. Gene Ontology annotation, biological process: positive regulation of innate immune response; positive regulation of transcription by RNA polymerase II. The coding region runs from base 1 to 666 and encodes 221 amino acids. The record is from RefSeq and is a predicted model, not a curated record. Gene Ontology annotation, molecular function: transcription coregulator activity. The transcript has 4 exons.